AUGGUGGCGCGAGUCACGGACAACGGAGCUGUCUCAAAGGCAUUCGCAGUGACUAAAGGGGUGAAGCAGGGAUGCGUGAUGGCAGCAACCCUCUUCAGUCUUAUGUUCUCUGUCAUGCUGAUGGACGUCUACCGCGACGAACGUCCCGGGAUCCGCAUGGCCUACAGGACGGACGGUCACCUGCUGAAUCAACGACGUAUGCAAUUCCAAUCGCGCGUAUCGAUAAUCACCGUGCACGAACUUCUCUUCGACUGCGCCCUGAACACCAACUCGGAAGUGGAGAUGCAACGCAGCAUGGACCUGUUCUCCACCACCUGCGAGAACUUCGGCCUGGUCAUCAACACGCCGAAGAAGGUGGUGAUGCACCAACCGCCACCCAAAUAA
Spirometra erinaceieuropaei is the source of this 384-nucleotide messenger RNA. The record is from the annotation of a GenBank genome assembly. NCBI's taxonomy places the organism in Eukaryota, Metazoa, Platyhelminthes, Cestoda, Diphyllobothriidea, Diphyllobothriidae.